AUGGCCGCGAUACAGAAUUUUAAGAACUUCCUGCGCCAUGGCAAGCAGGCCCGCCAGAACGCGGAGCCCACGACCAAUGUCUCCAAUGUCCACGCCCAGUCGCAACAUCAACGGUACAACCAGCACCCGGACCCCGUACAUCAUGGCAUCUCGGAGCCGGUGAUGGACCACAAGCCGCUCCAGAAUCACGCUGCCCCCCAUGGCGACUACUCCGUCGGCGCUGGCGCUGGCGACAACCGCAACAUUGCCGCCCAGGCAGGCGACGCCGCUGCGCACGCCGCCGGCAAGGAGCACAAGAAGCAGGCCGCUGCCAAGGGCGCCGGCGUCGACCCCCAAGUACUUGAGCGCAUCGUUGCAGAGGAGCGCGAGGCCAAGGGCAAGCUGCCGAGGUAUCCCGGCCUCGAGCGAUGGACGCUCCUCGAGAAGAUGGGCGACGGCGCCUUCAGCAACGUCUACCGCGCACGAGACACGACCGGCCAAUGGGACGAGGUCGCCAUCAAGGUCGUCCGCAAGUUCGAGAUGAACUCACAGCAGGUUAGUAUCACCCCUCCUGCCCUCUUCCUCCUUGCCCAUUUCCUAGUCACCCCUAUCCUACACGUUGAACAGUUGGGUGUUUUUGGACGUUACCAACGCGAGGCCGGUAGAGCGAACAUCCUCAAGGAAGUACAGAUUAUGCGCCAGCUCGACCACCCCAACAUCGUCAAGCUCAUCGACUUCUCCGAGUCGCGGCAGUACUACUACAUCGUGCUUGAGCUGUGCCCCGGAGGCGAGCUGUUCCACCAGAUCGUCCGUCUGACGUACUUCUCCGAGGACCUGUCCCGCCACACCAUCAUCCAGGUGGCCAAGGCACUGCAAUAUCUGCACGAGGAGGCAGGUGUUGUCCACCGAGACAUCAAGCCUGAGAACCUUCUCUUCUACCCCACACCAUUCAUCCCCACCCGCAACCCAAAGCCGCGGGGACCGGACGAUGAAGACAAGGCCGACGAGGGCGAGUUCGUCAAGGGCAAGGGCGCCGGUGGUAUCGGCCUCAUCAAGAUUGCCGACUUCGGUCUCAGCAAGGUCAUCUGGGAUACGCAGACCAUGACACCGUGUGGUACUGUCGGUUACACCGCCCCUGAGAUUGUCAAGGAUGAGCGCUACUCCAAGUCUGUCGACAUGUGGGCGCUUGGUUGUGUGCUCUACACGCUGCUCUGCGGUUUCCCUCCGUUCUACGACGAGUCCAUCCAGACCCUCACAGAGAAGGUCGCCCGCGGCCAGUACACAUUCCUGUCACCAUGGUGGGACGACAUCUCCAAGUCUGCACAGGAUCUCGUCUCCCACCUGCUGACAGUCGACCCCGAGAAGCGCUACGACAUCAACCAGUUCCUCAACCACCCAUGGAUACGUGAAGCCGACGAGCCUACCUACUCCGCUUACGACGCACCACCGCUCGCCACACCCGCCGCCAAGAAGGAGCGUCUCCAGCCAGACUUCUCCCACCUUGAGUCACCGGGUGCCCGCCGCAUGGACUUCCGUUCGCCUGGAGCCGUCAACCUGCGAGAAGUGUUCGACGUCAGUUACGCUGUACACCGACAAGAAGAGGAGGGCAAGCGGAAGAAGCAGUUCAAGCAGGGUUACCGCGGCGCCAACGCCAUGAACUCGCUCAAUGCGCUUGACGAAGGUGAGGAUGAUGACGAGUACGCCGCCGAGUCUGCACCAUACGACCCAGCGUCGCAACAUCCGCCCGCGAAGCUUCCCAAGUCUCAGGGUGCCGAUGUAUCCGGCAUGGAGCAGAAGAUGCGCAACACCACACUAUCCGCUGCCGCCCAAGCCCGUCAGCAACAACAAGCACAACCGCGCCAGCAAGAACGCGGCUACGGCCAACACUCCCCAGCUGUUGCGGCCGCGGCUAAGCGCCAAGUCAGGAACAAGGGCGCGUUUGAGCUCAACAUGGACAGCUCGACAUUACUCGGCCGCCGCAACAAGAAGGGCCCCGAGCCUAGCGGUCUGAGGAACAACAUCUCCGUCCAAUGA
Molecule: messenger RNA, 2013 nt
Organism: Alternaria arbusti
Lineage: Eukaryota; Fungi; Ascomycota; Dothideomycetes; Pleosporales; Pleosporaceae
Exons: 3
Coding region: 1-2013 (670 amino acids)
Biological process (GO): protein phosphorylation; mitotic DNA damage checkpoint signaling
Cellular component (GO): nucleus
Molecular function (GO): protein serine/threonine kinase activity; ATP binding
Source: RefSeq, a predicted model, not a curated record